Molecule: messenger RNA, 979 nt
Organism: Pistacia vera
Lineage: Eukaryota; Viridiplantae; Streptophyta; Magnoliopsida; Sapindales; Anacardiaceae
Product: derlin-2.2-like
Exons: 4
Coding region: 492-818 (108 amino acids)
Biological process (GO): endoplasmic reticulum unfolded protein response
Cellular component (GO): endoplasmic reticulum membrane; Hrd1p ubiquitin ligase ERAD-L complex
Molecular function (GO): ubiquitin-specific protease binding; misfolded protein binding
Source: RefSeq, a predicted model, not a curated record
AAAGUUAUAAACAAAUAGGUCAGUUUAAUUUUAGGGCUUAUAAGUUAGUUUGACCAACUUAUAAACUUAGACAAACACCCCUUUAGUCCUCAUUUUCUGAUAGCUAUAUGAGUGUAAUUAGGGGGUGUGGUGUGGGAACUGGAAAAACUUGUAAAUUACGAGCUUAUAUAUUCUGGAGGAAGUGUUUUGUUUAAAAUACAAAUACUUACAAGGAUGGGUUUCAUGUUCAUUCUUCCACAAUCACGUAAACACUAUAAACUAAACUAGUGGGCUUAUCAUGUAUCAAAAAUAAAGAUUUAUUUUUGGAUGAGCCUUGACCCAAAAUCAAUGUUUCUCACAGAGCCCAAACUUAAUACGAUUUUGUGAAUAUUCUUUAGCCCUGGGCUCUUGGAUAAUUGACUAUAUUUACUUGGCCCUGUAUUUUUUGCCUCAUUCACAAAUUUACGCUGAUGAAAUUAUUCAGUCAAAAGCAAUAGAGAAGCCACCUACAAAUGAUUGUUGUUUUCAACUACGACGAAGGAACAAGUACAAACAUAUGUUAUUUGGACUAUUUGUUCCAUAUGUUCUUUCUUGCUCGAUACUGCAAGCUUCUUGAGGAGAACUCUUUCAGGGGAAGGAUUGCAGAUUUCUUUUACAUGCUUUUGUUUGGAGCAACAUUUUUAACAGGAGGCCAUCUAAUUUUCUUAAAACAUACAAGUGUAUGUGUGGAGCAAACAAAAUCCUUUCAUCCAUCUGAGUUUUUUGGGUUUGUUUACAUUUACCGCAACUUAUCUACCAUGGUUCAUGGGGAAAAAAAUAUACACAGAUGGGGAGAUUGAUGAAGUUAGAGAAGAAAGGACGAUCAAACUUUUUUUAGUUAUUGAUGUUUCAUUGAUGUCAAUGUUUCAAUGAUGGAAGAAAUAUGUAUCAAACUUUUGUUGAAUGAUAUACUACUAUUGUUGAAUUUCGAUUACUAAAUUAAUUGAAAGAUUGUUGAAUG